This is a messenger RNA of Parnassius mnemosyne (clouded apollo), 615 nucleotides long. The record is from the annotation of a GenBank genome assembly. NCBI's taxonomy places the organism in Eukaryota, Metazoa, Arthropoda, Insecta, Lepidoptera, Papilionidae.
AUGUAUGUAGUCUAUGGUGCUAAAGCCCUUUCGGAAACCGGCUUGUUUGGGAGACUGGAAGUCGUCAAGUCUGCGCGCGAGACGAUUCGUAAUGACUCUCGAAAACAGCACAUAGACGCAGCUCAGAAGGGAAAUCGGUCUGUAGUUCUUCAAGAGAGCGGUGUCACCUUUUUUGAAGAACAAGACCACCGCACUUCUGCUCCACGCCUCCGGUGCAAUGCCACCAUGGAGGACGGAAUUAAAGAGCUUCUGAAGGACUUCAAGUACCGGUCUUCCACCCGCUUUCAGAAGCUCCGCUUUUCUUUAAUAUUAAUAAAUUACUACAUAAAAAUCAAUUCGGUUUUACUAGGGGUCGUUCGACAACUGACGCUGGAGUUGAGCUUAUUAAACAUAGUUUUUGUGCAUGGGAGAAUUCAGAGGAUGCUUUGGAACGUUACCGAGUGGUGUCCAAGACAAAACAAACGAAAUAAAGGAAGGCAGCGUCUUAGAUGGGAGGAUGAUAUUCGAAAAAUUGCUGGAGUUACUUGGAGGAGAAUUACCCAGGAUCGAAAAGUGUGGCAAGUUGUAGGGGAGGCCUUUGCGGAAAUGCAAGACAAUCAAAAAACCAGUAUCUAA